Molecule: messenger RNA, 627 nt
Organism: Macrosiphum euphorbiae (potato aphid)
Lineage: Eukaryota; Metazoa; Arthropoda; Insecta; Hemiptera; Aphididae
Source: the annotation of a GenBank genome assembly
AUGAAAACUAUAAUUGUUCCAGAAAACGGCUUACUUGUAAUGCCAUUACAAGUAAGGGGUAACCACUGGGUGAUUAUGUUUGCAGACUUUGAAAAUCAUAAAUUCUAUUUUUUUGACCCAUAUGAAACUAUGGAAUAUAAUAAAUGUAGACAUACCUUUGUGAAUAUAUUAGGUCAACUGAAAAAAAAUCAUGUGUAUGGAGAGGUAGGAAAGGUUUGGCCGAAGUUGGAUUUUCAAAAAUUUUCUAAAUAUCCCAAACAACCACACACUGAUUUUUAUAACUGUGGAGUUUAUGUGUUGUACUUUGCAGAGUGCAUAUUAAAAAAUAAGUUUGAAAACGUUAAAUUCAAUGAAGCAUUCUGCCCAAUAGUGUAUAGAGAGGUGUUAAAAGAUCUAUUGUUGGAAGAAUCUGAUUUCAUGAGGGAUAUCUGUUUGUGUUGUGGCCGUACGGAUAAACAACACAGACAUAUAGAAGAGGACAAUGUCGAUUGGGUUCAAUGCGAUGCAUGUAACAGAUGGAUAAUAGUACAAUGUAUGAAAGAUGCAGAACAGAUAUUAGAUAUUGAUGGUAAUUUUGAAUGUCUUUUGUGUAUAUCCUAUUCAAAAAGAUUACAAAGUAAGUAUUGA